Molecule: messenger RNA, 5015 nt
Organism: Brienomyrus brachyistius
Lineage: Eukaryota; Metazoa; Chordata; Actinopteri; Osteoglossiformes; Mormyridae
Product: NLR family CARD domain-containing protein 3-like
Exons: 8
Coding region: 1273-4188 (971 amino acids)
Molecular function (GO): protein binding
Source: RefSeq, a predicted model, not a curated record
UGUGGGAAAUAUUCCUGAGCCUAUUUAGUGUAGGAUCACACAUGCACAUAUCACAAAGCUUAAAUUCCAGGUGGCCUGAGACAAGGCCUACCCUGGUACGAGAAGGCACACAUCGACCUAGGCCCCAAAGGGGGGUUUGUGACCUCACACACAUAGAUAACCAGGGAGGCCAGCACUCCAACUUUUAUUGCUCAAAGUUUUAACGACCUACAGAGAACAGAGUGGACCCCAAGGACAGGGGUCCCUCGACUUGGCACACAACCCCCUCCCCAGACACCCUGCCUUACAUACCACUCACCGAACAGACCAACACCCCAAAGAAAGUUUCUUUUAAGUUUGGCUUUUGUAUAUCUGUAUAUGUAUUUACUCUUGACUACUAGUCUUAAUAUACAGAUAUGUACAGGUUAUGUUCGAAUGUGUCUUAACUUUUGGAGAUUCUUUUUCUUUGUUUGACAAACCUUCUCCCCCCCCCCCCUUUUCUUUGCCACAUUCCUCGGCAACCCUUAUCUGAUCUUUGUAUUCUACCAUGCCUAUCUAAGGGUAAGAUGUGCUUAUGACAUGAGAAUAUGUCAUAUAAUGUCUGUAUAAAGGGUAAUAUCUGUUGAGGUACAACCUAAACCACCUGUACCAUAUACUGGUGUGAGUAAUAGAACAUAACAUAAUAGCAUAAUAUAAGUAAUCAUUAAUUAAUCAUCACAGAUGGUAUUUGGUGUGAACCGCUAGGCUGGUACGGCAUGUUUGGUAUCAAACCGAAGGAAAAUCACUCCAGUUUCCAAAUCUGGUCAGUGGUUACCACAAAAGUGGACGUAUCAAAAGUUACACCAGCCUAAUGAAAAUCACCAUUACCAGAGAAGUCAGUCUGGUCAUAAAUCCCAAAAAGACUGAUACCGACCCCCUUCCGAAGCCCGCCAAAUGGAUGGUCAGCCAUUGGUCCAGGACUCAAAUUCCUGGUCACUCCUAAUCACGAACCUUAUGCUAUAAAACCUGGCACCUCAGAACAAAAAGGAGAGAAAAAUCGGGAGAAAAUCAGCGGAGAAGAAGAAAAGAAGAAAAAGGGAAGAAAAGGAGAAACAAGCAGCGUUCUUAAAGCCCGUCGGUGAAGACCCAAAGAACUGCAACUCAGCCCAAGCUUCACCAGAAGAAAGAACCGGAGGGACUCCACUCCAACAACCGCUGCAAACACCGCGCCUCCCUGAGAGCCAUCACCCAUCAGCUCAUCAGCCACUGCGACCAACUGCAAAGACCUCCCUCUUUCCUGCAUCCAAAGACCAAAUGGAAGAAUGCAGUUCAGAUCUACAUGAUAAAUCGGGUUUAUCAUCCAUAUUGAAGUCGCUAGAGGAAAAAGCCAUGAAGUUCCUAAAGGAGGAACUGAAGACGUUUGUGAGGCACCUAGAUCAGAAUUACCCAGAAUUCUCUGAGCCUCAGCUGGAGGAGGACAAUGCCCUGGACUGUGAUGGUCAGAUGCAGAAGACCAGUGUUAGAGAGGUAGCUCUGAAGAUCACACUGUACAUCCUGAGGACCAUGAAGCAAAAUGAUCUUGCUGACCUGCUGGACAAGAGAAAGCUCAUGCUACAGGAUAUCAAAGCUAAACUUAAGAAGCAAUUUGAGUGUGUAUUUGAAGGGAAAGCUAAGGAAGGACAGCCAACACUUCUAAGUGAGAUUUACACAGAACUCUACAUAACUGAAGGUGGGACUGGAGCAGUUAAUGAUGAACAUGAAGUGAGACAGAUUGAAACAGCAUCCAAGAAAAGGCGAACAGAAGAUACUACAGUCAAGUGCAAAGAUAUAUUUAAACCCUUAUGUGGGCGUGUGACACCGAUCAGAACUGUACUCACGAAAGGGGUGGCAGGUAUCGGGAAAACAGUCUCUGUGCAGAAAUUUAUUCUCGACUGGGCAGAAGGAAAAGCAAACCAGGAUGUUCACUUCAUAUUUGCUCUUCCUUUCCGGGACCUGAAUUUGAUUAAGGGUGAAUACAGUCUGAUUGAACUGCUUCACCACUUUGUCCCAGAACUGAAAUCAUUUCAAUCCACUGACCUGUUUAGCUCCAAAGUCUUGUUCAUCUUUGAUGGUCUGGAUGAGUGUCGCCUUCCUCUGGAUUUUCAGAACAAUGAGAGCUGGUUUGAUGUAACAAAGAAAACGUCACUAGAUGUGCUGUUGACUAACCUCAUUAAGGGGAAUCUGCUCCCAUCCGCUCUCCUCUGGAUAACCUCCCGGCCAGCAGCAGCCAAUCAGAUACCUGCUAAGUGUGUCCACCAGGUGACAGAGAUACGAGGGUUCAGUGAUGCCCAGAAGGAGGAGUAUUUCAAGAAGAGAUUUAAUGAUCAGAGCCUGGCCAGCAGGAUUAUCGCACAUGUGAAAUCAUCAAGGAGCCUCUUCAUCAUGUGCCACAUACCUGUGUUCUGCUGGAUUUCAGCCACUGUGCUUGAGAGGCUUUUUAGCGAGACUGACAGUGGAGAAAUUCCAAGGACUCUGACUGAAAUGUACACACACUUCCUGAUCUUUCAGACAAGUUUAAAAAAUGACAAAUAUAUGAAAAACCAUGAAACUAAGCUUAAGAAAUACAGCAAGGAAUUCCUUUUAAAACUUGGUAAACUUGCUUUUGACAACCUUGAGAAAGGCAAUCUCAUAUUUUAUGAGCAUGAUCUGUCAGAGAAUGGCAUUGAUGUCACUGAAACUUCAGUUUACUCUGGAGUGUGCACAGAAGUCUUUAAAGAGGAGUAUGGGUUGUACCAGGAGAAGGUGUACUGCUUUGUGCAUCUGAGCAUCCAGGAGUAUCUCGCUGCUUUAUAUGUGUUUCUGUCAAACUCAUCAGCUGACCUGCUGAAGACUGCAGUGGAUCAGGCAUUAGAGAGCAAGAAUGGACACUUGGACCUCUACCUCCGCUUCCUCCUGGGCCUCUCAACAGACUCCAGUAAGACACUGUUACAAAGACUACUGGGGCCGACAAGAAUCAGCUCACAUACCAUUAAGGAUACAGCCCAGUACAUCAAGAGGAAAAUAAAGGAGAAUUUAUCUCCAGAAAGGACCAUCAAUCUGUUCCACUGUCUGACUGAACUGGGUGACAAUUCUCUAGUAGAGGAAGUACAAAGAUACCUGAAUUCAGGAAACAUUUCAGCAGAUGACCUCUCACCUGCACAGUACUCAGCUCUGGCCUUUGUGAUGCUGAUGUCAGAUGAGGAGCUGGAUGUGUUUGAUCUGAAGAAAUACAUCAGACGAGAUAAAGAGCACUGCAGGCUGCUGCCUGUGGUCAAGAACUCCAGGACGGCUCUGCUGAACAGCUGUGAUCUCAUAGAUAAACACUGUGAAGUGCUGUCUUCAGCUCUCAGAUCAAACUCCUCACCCCUGAGAGAGCUGGACCUGAGUGACAAUGACCUGCAGGACUCAGGAGUGAAGCUGCUCUCUGCUGGACUGGGGGACUUACACUGUGAACUGGAGAUACUGAGACUGUCAGGCUGUAGAGUAACAGAAGAAGGCUGUUCUUCCCUGGCUUCAGCUCUGAGGUCAAACCCCUCACACCUGAGAGAGCUGGAUCUGAGCUACAAUCACCCAGGAGACUCAGGAGUGAAGCUGCUCUCUGCUGUACUGGAGGAUCCCAGCUGUAAACUGGAGAAGCUGAAUGUGGAUCACGGUGGAGAGUGCAGGACCAGACCAGGCUUACAGAAAUACUCCUGCCAGCUGACGCUGGACCCCAACACAGCAAACAGACGCCUGUCUCUGUCAGGGGGGAACAGGAAGGUGACACAUGAGUGGGGGGCAGAGCAGCCAUAUCCUGAUCAUCCAGAGAGAUUUGACAGCUGGAGCCAAGUUCUGUGCAGAGAGAGUCUGACUGGCCGCUGUUACUGGGAGGCUGAGUGGGAUGGAGAUGGAGCUGUGAUAGCAGUGACUUAUAAAGGGAUCUGGAGGGGAGGAGGGAGUGACUGUGGGCUUGGAUUCAAUGACAAGUCAUGGAGUCUGUGCUGUAAUACUGACAGUUACUCUGUCCGGCACAAUAAUAAACAGACUCUCAUACCCAUAGAGCCCUCAGGCUCCCGCAGAGUAGGAGUGUAUCUGGACUGGGGGGCUGGUGCUCUGUCCUUCUACAGAGUCUCCUCUGAUGGACUGACCCCCCUGCACAGAUUCACCUCCUCAUUCACUGAGUCCCUCUAUCCAGGGUUUUAUGUUUAUAUGAACUCCUCAGUGUCACUGUGACAUGUUGCUGGUUCUCCUGCAAAAAGGUAAAAUCUCUGCCUUUUAACCUUUAUAAUCCUUUUUACUCUGAAAUGUACAGAACUGUGCAAAAGUCUCAGGCAGGCAAAGAAAAUGAUGUUUAGAUUAUCCUCCUGUUGGUGUAAAACUAUGAUAUGAUGCCUGUCAAAGUGUGUCAGCUUCGCCAUUUCAGAACCUCUGCUAAAAUCAUCCUAGUAUUUGCAGCGACCGUCCAGUGCAGCCAUGUAUUUUUUGACUUGGCCACUAGCAGACCUCAUACAGUUAGUCAAUCUCUCACUGACUUUUUAAACCAAUAUAUCUAAUUAUUUAAUUGAGCUGUUGGUGAAAUUUUAACAAAAUCAUGGAACGGCUGAGGUCCCCCUGAGGAGAAGUUUGGGAACUGAAGUUGUGUUCAUCUAGCCAUCCAACUAGAUAUCAGUAACUUUUUAGAAAACAGAAGAAAUUAUUACUAGUUUUUAUUGUGUUAUUCUUAAUUUGCACACGUUCUAAUGUUAAAUUGUGUUUUUUGUUCUAAGCCAAAGUACACUUGCUACCCAGAUAAACAGCUUUAAACAUUUCUUUGGACUGACUAAGACUUUUGCACAGUACUGUGUGUUUGACAAAAAAUAAAUGACUGUGUUCAGUGAGCUGAAUAAACAUGAAAAAUAUUGUUUUUUAUACGUUUUCUCUCUGACUAAAAUGUAAUUAAAUGUAAUCCUGAUUGGGGGGGGCUAUCCCCUUCUCCUGUAUAUGUACAUUUUAUAUAUUUAUGUCCAUUUACUGUAUUCCCUCCCUGUACAAUGACAAUAAAGGCUUUCUGUUCUGUCCUA